Messenger RNA from Daucus carota subsp. sativus, 2013 nucleotides. Its product is annotated as probable galacturonosyltransferase 10. The record is from RefSeq and is a predicted model, not a curated record. NCBI's taxonomy places the organism in Eukaryota, Viridiplantae, Streptophyta, Magnoliopsida, Apiales, Apiaceae. The coding region runs from base 120 to 1721 and encodes 533 amino acids. Gene Ontology annotation, molecular function: polygalacturonate 4-alpha-galacturonosyltransferase activity. The transcript has 2 exons.
AUACUGACCAUACUUCCCCAUUUAUACAUCCAUCUAUACUUUACACCAAUCCUGUAUCUAAAUCAUUUCCAUAUUUCCCCACUCAAAUGCUCGGGCGUUGAGUUCAUUUCCGAUUAAAAAUGCGGCGUAGAGGACAGGAGUUCCGGCGUCCAGUUCGCCGGAGAUUAUCAAAUGUGUUCUGGUUCACGUGCUGUGGUCUUCUGAUGUUGGUUUUCAUCGUUUUGCUUACUCGGGACCCCAAUUCUUCAUCCAGAUCUGUGUUGUCCAAGAAAUCUUACAGGCAAGACAGGAUCCUAGAAGGGCUUAACAUUACAGAUGAAAUGCUGAGCGCUGAUUCGGUUACAAGGAAACUUAGUGAUCAAAUUGCCCUUGCAAAGGCAUAUGUAGUAAUUGCAAAAGAAAGCAAUAACCUCCAAUUUGCUUGGGAAUUAAGUGCCCAGAUUCGUAAUUCACAGGUCCUCCUUUCAAAUGCUGCUUUUAGACGAAUUCCUUUGACAAAGAGCGAGUCAGAAGUCGCUGUUCGUGACAUGGCACUAUUGUUAUACCAAGCUCAGCAGCUCCAUUAUGACAGUGCCACCAUGAUCAUGAGAAUGAAAGCCAAAAUUCAGGGUCUUGAAGAACAGAAAAAUUCAGUUAGUGAAAAGAGCUCCAAAUAUGGGCAGAUAGCAGCAGAGGAAGUACCAAAGAGUCUCUACUGCCUUGGUGUUCGGUUGACAACAGAAUGGUUCAGAAACUCAAAUAUACAAAAAAAACUUGCAGAGAAACGGCAGUUAGCCAUGACACUAAGAGAUAACAGUCUGUAUCAUUUCUGUGUCUUUUCUGACAACAUUCUUGCAACAUCCGUUGUGGUAAAUUCAACUGCUUUGAAUUCCAAAAAUCCUGACAAGGUAGUCUUCCAUCUCGUAACUGAUGAAGUAAAUUAUGCUGCGAUGAAGGCAUGGUUCUCCAUGAACAGUUUCAGAGGAGUAACUGUUGAUGUACAAAAGAUAGAGGAGUUUACCUGGCUAAAUGCUUCCUAUGUUCCUGUUCUUAAGCAGCUCCAAGACUCUGAAACUCGGAGCUACUACUUUUCUGGCAACAACGACGGUGGCAAAACUCCUAUAAAGUUCCGGAACCCUAAAUAUCUAUCUAUGUUGAAUCACCUUAGGUUCUAUAUCCCAGAAGUGUUUUCUUCGCUGAACAAGAUAGUAUUUCUUGAUGAUGAUGUUGUCGUACAGAAGGAUCUAUCACCUCUAUUCACUAUAGAUCUAAAAGGCAAUGUUAAUGGUGCUGUCGAGACCUGCAUGGAGACCUUUCACAGAUACCACAAGUACUUGAACUAUUCUCACCCCCUCAUCCGAUCACAUUUUGAUCCAGAUGCUUGUGGGUGGGCAUUUGGAAUGAACGUUUUUGACUUGGUUCAAUGGCGGCAAAAGAAUGUAACUGGAAUCUACCACUAUUGGCAAGAAAAAAACGUCGACCGCACAUUAUGGAAACUCGGGACUUUACCCCCCGGACUCUUAACUUUCUAUGGAUUGACAGAGCCACUGGCCCCUACUUGGCAUGUCCUGGGGCUAGGCUACACAAAUGUUGAUUCUCAGCAGAUUGAAAAUGGGGCUGUACUGCACUUCAAUGGGAACUCAAAGCCUUGGCUGAAAAUAGGAAUGGAGAAAUAUAAGCCCCUUUGGGACAAAUACAUUGGUUAUGACCAUCCUCUGUUGCAGCAGUGUAAUGUUCAUUAAAUUUCGACACCAGAAAGUUCUGCACUCUGGAUGGUCUGUGUUGCGAUCAAGAGUAACACAACAGGAGGUAGAGGUACCACGGGGCAAGCCCGAGUUGAUGGUUUGAGAUGUUAAGUUUUCAUAGAUGAGAACAAUCAUCUUAGUGAAUUUGAACACCAUGAUUUAGUUAAAAUUAUCUUGUUGUAAUAUUAUUAUUUUUUCAUAAAUUAUCUUCUUGUAAUAUCGAAAAAUGUGUAAGUAUUAUCCUCUUCAUAUAUUUAAGGAUGGAAAGUAAGUUUUUUGCUUGGCUUAA